Messenger RNA from Paraglomus occultum, 299 nucleotides. The record is from the annotation of a GenBank genome assembly. Lineage: Eukaryota; Fungi; Glomeromycota; Glomeromycetes; Paraglomerales; Paraglomeraceae.
GUUGCUUCCCUUCCUCCAACUCAAAACUUACCACCAAACCAAGUUAUUAACCCCACCAUUCCUAUUAACUCAUCCUUUUCUCUUUUCAAUUGGAGAAAUACGACUUCGUCGCUUAAAGAACGUCCCUAUAUGGGGCGUUCUCCUCCUCUUUCCUCUUCCCCAAACUCUCUCUUUCUUGACACCCGUCAAUUUAAAAUCCCUGACAAAGUUCUUGUUGAUGAGUUCAAAGAUGAACUGAUUGGAGUUGCAUUUAACCCUGCUGUUGGUUUUAUCGAGCUAGUUUUCUCGUCACCUGAAUC